Cherax quadricarinatus is the source of this 487-nucleotide messenger RNA. The record is from RefSeq and is a predicted model, not a curated record. NCBI's taxonomy places the organism in Eukaryota, Metazoa, Arthropoda, Malacostraca, Decapoda, Parastacidae.
AACGAAGAGCAUUUAAUGGGGAUAUUAUAGUGUAUUAUAAAGUGAUAAAUAGGAAGAUAUAUAGAAGAAUUAGAAAGUGUUGUGUAGGGUAGGGUGGCGGGGUGUGAGUGAGGCAUUGUGGGAGCAGCAGAUCGUCAACAUGUCCGACGUAGAGUGGGAUGCUGACGACUUCGAGCCCCCCAAGGUGGCUCCAGCACUGCCCACAGACAAGUGGGAUGGGGAGGACGAGGAGGAUGACAUUAAGGACAACUGGGAUGAUGAGGAAGAAGAGAGAAAAGAGGCCACAAUAGACACUACCACAGCCCAAGUUAAAAAGAAAAAGAAGAAAUUAUCAGAAAUUAUUGCUGAGAAAGAGGCAAGUCAUUCAUUUACUAUUAUUGGACUAAUCUUUAUUAUACAUCUUUUGGUUUUGAUGUUCAGGUAUAGAGCAUGUAGAAUAAGCAGUAGUCACUUAAAUUCUCUAUGCCCAUAAUUUUCACUUUUACCA